This is a messenger RNA of Insectozyma verbasci, 1161 nucleotides long. NCBI's taxonomy places the organism in Eukaryota, Fungi, Ascomycota, Pichiomycetes, Serinales, Debaryomycetaceae. The record is from the annotation of a GenBank genome assembly.
AUGCUUACUCUACCUUUUCUUCUUAAACUAUUAAGUUUACCAUACCCAGUUGUUAAAGCAGUUAUUUUAUAUUAUACAUGUGGUACGAUUUAUCAAAAUACAAAUGAAGAGUUUAAACAUUCAUUAAAGAAAAACAUAUUAUUAUCAGUUGAAUAUCAUGUAUCUGGUAAUUGGAAUAAAAAUGACAUGAAAGCUGUUUGUUAUUUACCAAUUGAAAAAGUUAUUAAGAAGUUUAAAAAACAUCCAUUAUCAUUGAUGUUAAAUAAUUUUGGUGAAAAAUUUGACCAAUACAGCUAUUGGAUUCAUAAAUCUGAAGUACCAAAUCCAACAGUUUUAAUUUAUUUACAUGGGGGUGGUUAUUUAUUAAAUAUGUUUGAAUCUCAAUUUGUAUUUAUAACUGCUUUACAUUAUGCAUUAAAUGAUAAAGCAGCUAAAAAUGUUUCAAUUUUAGUUGUUGAUUAUUCAAUAACAAUGUUUAAUCAUGUUUAUCCAACUCAAUUAUAUGAAUGUUUAACAAGUUAUAAUAAUUUAGUUAAAGCAGGUUAUUCAAAAAUUAUGUUAUUAGGAGAUUCAGCUGGUUCUCAUAUGUCACUAUCAAUUGCUCGUUCUAUAAGUUAUCCAGAAGAAGUUAAACAACAAUUUGAAGGAACAAAAUUUAAAUUAAAUUUCAAUGUUUCAAGUUUACCACAACCAAAAGCUUUAUUAUUAGAUGCUCCUUGGGUUCAACCAUGUACACCACCUACAUUACCUACAAGACAUGGUGUUUCAUUUUAUGGAGAUUUAGGUUCAUUAGAUACAAAAAUGGGUGAAUUUUAUUUAGGUGAUAAUGAUUUAAAAAAAGUAAAUAAUUUUAUGACAUUUACAAAUACAAAUUGGGAAGAUCAUUGGGCAAAAGUUGAUCCAAUUAAUAACGGUAAUACAUUAAUGAUUGUUGGAGAAAGAGAAAUUUUUCGAGAUUCAGCUGAAGAUUUUUAUCAUUUAAUUAAUAAAAAUAAUAAUAUUGAAUAUUAUACUGAACCAGGUGGUAUUCAUGCUGGUAUGGUUUAUGUUGAAAGUUUAGAUUUUGCAAGCAAAAAAGGUGCUAAGAAGGCAAUUCAAGGUGAUUUUAGUAAGAAAUAUGGUUAUAAUAUUGUUGCAAAUUUUAUAAAUAAAAGAGUAUAG